UUCAUUUCGCCGUCUCCCUCGUCCUUUUCUUCUCCGGACUCUUCUGCUUGUCCGAUCCCCCCGGAUUCUUAAUUCAAUCUCGAGCCCUUCCUCCUUCGAUCCCUCGGCUCCUUCUGUCGCUCGCCGAAUCCGCACGCUGACGUCCAUGAUUCCCUCCACGUCGUCACGUAGCUCAUCAUGAUCCUCGCCGGCACGCUUCGUGCCGUCUCGACCCCACCCGCGACGCGGACGCUACCGGGCGCCUGCUCUGCUAUAUAGCGGGUCGCCCCGCCACUGUGAAAGCUGGAGGCCCCAGGGGAAGUGAUGGAUUCCGCAGAUUCUCUCCGCGAUGAGGAAGCUCCGUUGGUCGUCGCCGCCUCCGCCGAGGCCUCGCCGGCGGCGGCGGCGGCGGCUCCGUCGCCUCGGGGGAGCCAUGUCCGGGACGUCCAUAUACUGAGCUGCGGGUUUCUGCUCAUCUUCUCGGCCUACGGGGCUGCUCAGAAUCUCGAGAGCACCGUGAACACUACGGAUAAUUUGGGCACGAUCUCGCUCGGCAUACUGUACGUGUCCUUCACAUUUUUCUCCUUGGUUGCUUCUCUGGUGGUUCGGGCACUGGGUCCCAAAAAUGCUAUUCUUCUGGGGACUUCUGGUUACUGGCUGUUCAUAGCAGCGAAUUUGAAACCAUCCUGGUUCACAAUGGUUCCGGCUUCUUUAUAUCUUGGGUUUGGUGCGUCAAUAAUAUGGGUUGGGCAGGGUACAUAUCUCACCUCGACUGCGCGUACUCAUGCAAAAGAUUUAAGCUUACAUGAAGGAACAGUUAUCGGUGCCUUUAAUGGAGAAUUUUGGGGAACGUUUGCCAGUCACCAGGUUGUUGGGAAUCUAGUAUCGCUAGCUCUUUUGAGUGAGGAAACGGAUGGGACUUCAAGCGGAACGACAUUACUGUUCAUUGUGUUUCUUUGCUGUACGACCUUUGGCACCAUACUUAUGUGUUUCUUGAGAAAAAGAGACAGUAGAGAAGAAAGAGCUUCCCCAGAAUACCCUGCUAGUUUCCGUUCUUCUCUGGUGUCUCUAUCAAAGUCUGUGAUUAAUCCUUUGUUUGAUGUACGGAUGCUGCUGGUAAUCCCGCUGAUUGCAUAUUCAGGGUUGCAGCAAGCAUUUGUUUGGGCUGAAUUCACGAAGGACAUUGUCAAGCCAGCUCUUGGGGAGUCUGGUGUAGCUGGUUCUAUGGUCGUCUAUGGGGUGUUUGAUGCUAUAUGCUCCCUGACUGCUGGUCGUCUCACCUCUGGUCUUACAUCAAUCACUUGGAUAGUUUCUGGUGGCGCUCUUCUUCAGGCUUCUGCAUUUGUCUGGAUGUUGGUGAAAAGCAGCUUUAGCGGAGUGUUUCAGAUUAUAUGCCCUCUUGUACUGGCUGCAAUUUUGGGAAUUGGUGAUGGUGUUCUUAAUACUCAACUGAAUGCUCUUCUUGGAUUGCUCUUCAAGAGUGAUACGGAAGGAGCAUUUGCACAGCUAAAAGUCUGGCAGAGUGCAUCGAUUGCAGUAAUCUUCUUCUUGAGCCCCUACAUCUCGUUGCAGGCUAUGUUAUGGAUAAUGCUCGCCGGAGUCUCUCUCUCAUUUUCUGGGUUUAUGUACCUCUCUCUUAAUGUAGAAAAAGCAUUCUCCCGUUUCAGAUUUUGAAAGCUUUGAAUCCUCAUGUUUCACGCUUCCAAUAUUCGCAUUAUAUGGGAAAGUUGUAUUCUCUGGGCUCUUGGAACCUGUCCGAGUGCAAAGUUCGCGAAAGUGAACUGACUUUGAAGUGUAUUUACCAUGUCUGUGAAUGAGAAAUUACCAUUUGAAUUUCCUUAUAGA
Molecule: messenger RNA, 1824 nt
Organism: Eucalyptus grandis
Lineage: Eukaryota; Viridiplantae; Streptophyta; Magnoliopsida; Myrtales; Myrtaceae
Product: UNC93-like protein 3
Exons: 10
Coding region: 304-1653 (449 amino acids)
Biological process (GO): potassium ion homeostasis
Source: RefSeq, a predicted model, not a curated record